GCUUUUAAUGUGUGUCUGCCCGCCUCUGUCAAAAAGAUAAAAUUUUGAGGUCUUCUUGAUAUAAAUCAAAUGGAGUCUGACAGAGUCUACCAUUGAAACACGUUUUGGGCGGCUCAUAUGGAGUUACUAUAUGUAGAAGCAGAUAUGAUAUGUGAAAGGGCAGGCAUUAAACACCUAUCUGUAGACAUUGAGUGUUAAACAAAGAGGGUCUGGUGGGUAUGGUAUGCAGUAGAUUGGCAACAAGGAAGAGGAGAGGAAUCCAUUAUCAAAACAGAAGCCGAAAUGAAAGCUCAUACCAGGCAGUAUGAAAAGCAAGGUUGUAAAAAAGCUUGAUCUCAACAAAAGCUCCUCACAAGAUAUUCAACCUCCUACAAGGUUAAUCAUGAUCGUUGAGACAGACAUUUCCAUUGCUUGAAACUAAAACAUUUGCACAUAGCUUUGGCGUCCGGCUCAACUAGUUGUAGAUUUUAACCCCAAGCGGAGGCGGCGGAAGGAAGAGGAGGAGGCGGAGGCGUUUGCGCAUGAAAUGAUGGAUCCAAUCGCACUCGCAAUCGCACUCGCAUGAUGUCUGUCUUUUCAUACCCAAAUGGGGCGGCCCACCAAAUAAAGCCUGGAGGGAGAUGGACGGAUAAAACUUUUCCACUCGCAUAUCCCCACUAAUUAUCUGCCCUCGCUUUCUUUUAUUCCUUUCCCAAAGUUUGUAUGGCCGGCUUUUAAUGUGUGUCUGCCCACCUUUGUCAACAGCUUUUUUGACAGCAAGCGAUAAAAUAUUCAGGUCUUCUUGAUAUAAACACAGUCUGACAGACACUGCACCAUCGAAACACGUUUUGGCCGGCUCAGUCUUGAGCAACUAAAUAUAGGUAUAGAUAUAAAAUGUGAAAGGGCGGGCAUUAAACACGGCUCUGUAGCGAAAUCUUUUUCGUGGAUCAAGUUUUAAGAUUGGGUAUUACCAUUAAAUAGAGAGGAUCUGGUGGGUUCCGUUCGGGCAGGGUAUGUCUGAGAGAGGAGAGUGGGCAAGCAGCAUGGCAGGUUCAGCCUCCAGUAUGAGAUGCAGACAGAAGCAGCAGGGUAAUACUACUUCACCAAAACAGAAGCAGGAGAGUAAUAGUUUAUCAAAGCAGAAGCAGAAGCAGAAGCAGAAGCAGAAAGGAAAGCCCAUGCCAGGCAGUAUGAAUAGCAAGUACUUGAUAAGCCUUUCCAUGGCCGUGAAUGUCUUUCUUCUCACUAGUCUGGUAUAUGAGAAAAACUACCAUACCCAUCCCCUUGUGAAUGCUGUUGCUGGGCACUCAUUGGUUGACAAGAUACGCCUACGACAACAAGGAGCAGAGGCAGACGCAGACGCAGACGCAGAGACAGAUCGGUACUUGCUUUCUCCAUAUGCAACUGCUCAGCCAGCGUAUAAAUGUCAUGCCUGCUUGACAGGCCACAACUGUUCUACCGUUGUCUCCAAUUGUAUUAUCAAUCUUGAUCAUGGAGACCCAACAAUGUUUGAAUCCUUUUGGAUUAAUAAGGGGCAAGAGAGUACAACUGUGAUUUUGGGAUGGCAGCUGAUGAGCUACUUUGCAGAUACAGAAAACAUAUGCUGGUUUCUAGAGCCAGAGUUAGCAAAGGCAAUUAGAUCUCUUCACGAUCUCGUUGGGAAUGCUGUGACUAAACGGCGUACUUUAGUUAUAGGCACAGGCUCAACACAACUCUUUCAGGCUGCAUUAUAUGCCCUGUCUCAACCGGGUCGGUCAAAGCCUACAGAUGUUGUGUCUGCUGCACCCUAUUAUUCGUCUUAUCCAGUGGUGACGGACUAUUUGAAAUCAGACAUGUAUAGAUGGGCUGGUGAUGCCUGGAAUUACAAGCAGAUAGUAAAUGAAGAUCAUUAUAUUGAACUUGUAACUUCCCCAAAUAAUCCUGAUGGGUUUGUGAGGGAAGCAGUUGUAAAUGGAUCUGGACCGGUUGUAUAUGAUCAUGCUUAUUACUGGCCACAUUAUACUCCUAUCAUUGCCCCUGCAGAUGGAGAUGUUAUGCUUUUCACUGUAUCUAAAAGCACAGGUCAUGCAGGGACCCGCAUUGGGUGGGCAAUUGUUAAAGAUGCGGAAGUUGCUAAGAAGAUGACCAAAUACAUCGAACUGAAUACAAUUGGAGUUUCGAAGGAUUCUCAGCUACGGGCCAGCAAAAUUUUGCACUCUAUUAGCAACAGUUAUGCUUCUGAGGUUGACACAGAAGAAUAUUCUAGCACUGUCGAAGAGACUAGAUUCUUUCAUCAUGGCUCUAAUUUGAUGGCAGAAAGAUGGAGGAGGCUUCGAGAUGUAGUAAGCCUUAAUCACAGAUUCAGCUUACCUGCAUUCCAAAGCCAGUUUUGCAACUUCUUUGGCAGGCAGGCUACUCCUCAACCAGCAUUUGCUUGGGUGAAGUGUGAAGGAAGAGAUGAUGAAGAAGAUUGUGCGAAGUUGUUGAGGAGUCAUGGAAUUAUCACUCGCAGUGGCAGGCAUUUUGGUGCCCCCCAAAACUAUGUGAGACUCAGCAUUCUUGAUCGAAACCACACCUUCAAUCUUCUCAUUGACAGACUCUCUGCCAUUCAUUGAUCUUCAUGUAAAUUGCGUUUUUUUGUUUCUACUGUUUGCAAAUGGCCCAAUGAUCACGCCUUUUGUAGUUAAGAAAAGAAGAAACAAGGUAAUUGAUAGGAAUUUGCAGGCAGCUCCUCCAAACUUAAAAAUCCCCAAAAAUAUUAGUUAUCAUAAUGGCGGCCUAAGUUUAUCACACUUAGUAAGGUCUGAAAGCCUUUCACAUGCGCCAGGGCCCUGGUAAUGAUAUCAAUAUGUCUAUUUCUUUAAAGUUUGGGUUAACAACCCAUUAAUCAUUAUCAUCCUAUUCUACCGUUCUUCA
Molecule: messenger RNA, 2874 nt
Organism: Cryptomeria japonica (Japanese cedar)
Lineage: Eukaryota; Viridiplantae; Streptophyta; Pinopsida; Cupressales; Cupressaceae
Product: L-tryptophan--pyruvate aminotransferase 1
Exons: 8
Coding region: 993-2573 (526 amino acids)
Biological process (GO): amino acid metabolic process
Molecular function (GO): carbon-sulfur lyase activity; transaminase activity
Source: RefSeq, a predicted model, not a curated record